AUGAAGCGCCCUUAUAAAAUUAUAUGCAAAAAAGACACCAUUCAUGAACCACCACCAAAACCAACAUCCAAAAAAAUAGCCACAGAGAAAUACCUUCAAAGAAACAGAAAAAUAAAGAAAAAAAAAAAGAAAAAAGAAGCGCCAGUCAAGAACCGUUACCAAAAGAACCAACAAACCAAGAACCGCUACCAAACAACAACCACCAAGAACGACCACCCAGAAGCCACCACCACAAAAAAAGUCAAGAACCCCCACCACCAACCCCACCAGACGACCCCCACCAAGAACCCCUACCAGACGGACCCCCACCACACAACCCCCACUGACGGACCCCCACCAGACGACCCCCACCAGACGACCCCCACCAGACGACCCCCCACUAGACGUCCCCCACCAGACGACAUCCACCCAAACAACCCCCCACCACACAACCCCCCACAGGACGACCCCCACCAGAACCCCCACCAGACAACCCCCACCACACAACCCCACUAG
This is a messenger RNA of Penaeus vannamei (Pacific white shrimp), 495 nucleotides long. The record is from RefSeq and is a predicted model, not a curated record. NCBI's taxonomy places the organism in Eukaryota, Metazoa, Arthropoda, Malacostraca, Decapoda, Penaeidae.